Messenger RNA from Pisolithus orientalis, 906 nucleotides. RefSeq lists its product as uncharacterized. Bases 1 to 906 code for a protein of 301 amino acids. The record is from RefSeq and is a predicted model, not a curated record. The transcript has 7 exons. Lineage: Eukaryota; Fungi; Basidiomycota; Agaricomycetes; Boletales; Pisolithaceae.
AUGGCACUGUCGUCAACAUUCUUGAAUGCCACCAUUGCACUAACAGCCAUCCUAGCCCCUCAUAACUCCAAGAAAGCUAAGGAUGAGGGCCCAUUGCCUUCACAACUGAGAUUUUACAAGGCAGUAUGGAAGGACUGUCUCAAAGAUGCUAAGCAAGAAUGCAGGGCUGCACAUGCACUUUCUAACCCAUUCCCAUCAAAAUCUCAUGACCUCAACCUCUCCAUAACAGAGGCACUCGUCACUGUCAUCAUUGAGUGGAAUCAACACAGUGUGCAAUUUGAAGAUGGUUACUGGCCUGACCACAAGCAAGAUAUGGUGUGCCUUCUCCUUGGUGAUAUAUCUACCUGGCAUUUGGAAUUGAAGUUGGUUAUGCUGGCAACCAUGCCAUCUGCAUUCAACCUUAUCCCUCCUUCUGAUGUUGCACCACAGGUUCAUGUACAAUGGAUAGAGACCACUGCCACAAAGCUCCUUGACAACUUGCUUUUCCUGCAAGACAGUUUUGAUGAGAAUGGAAAAACCAGGAAUUUUGCUCACCCUGCCCUCAAGGAAGCUGUCAUACAAUUCUACUAUACCAGGACCUAUCAAGUCAUGGAUAAGUGUCCUGAGUCCUUCAACAAUUCAGUUCCCCUUUCCUGUCUGGCUCUUGUCACAGCUGCACAUCAUUGUGUGUUGGACAGAUUUGUGAAGAAUGGCACAGGAAAGAUGAUGCCUCAAUUCUCCAGCAAGGCUUACAAUUCCAUUUUCCAUGGCAUGAUGAAGGUGCUGAACAACAUCCUUCAUAAUCCCUAUCAUGGUGUGAGGUUGCACAAUCAGCUUUCUCAGUGGGUGAAGGAAGGAUGGGCUGCACUGCAAGAGGUUGAUUCAAAUGUAGAGAGGUACCAGCACAUUCAGGCAGUCCUUGAUUGA